UUUAUGAACGGAGCUAUGCAUGGACAUGGGUCACAUACUAAUGCCAUAAAUGGUAAUCUUGCUAAAAUGGAGGGAAUUACGUCGUUUGGCAACAAGUCACUGCCGCAUUUUUCAGGCGUUGCAGUUCAAGAAAGUCCUGCAAAAAAGUUACUCCAGUGUGGUAAUCUGACUGGAAAUGCUCGAAGAGUACGAGACUUGGCUGCAGACCUGUACAAUCUCAUACAAGAAUGGAAUGCUCAACAUUUGCUUGGAGUACAAAUACUGAACAUUAUAACGAGCAUGAAACUUCCAGUUCUGAUCGAAGGUGGAGCUGAAGGCAGUUCACAGAUAUAUCCAGAAGGGCUUCAGGAGCAGUGUGAGCAGCUGAAUGAAGUGGUACAGACAAUGAAUGAAAUAGUAGGACAGCUACGAGCAGUUACCCAACAGAUGUACAGUGUGGGGAAACUUGAGAAACUUCAAAAUAUCAAUAAAACACCUCUGUUCCUCACAUGGUCAUCAGACAGAUAUGGGCAAGUAAGUGAAGAGGUUUAUGAGGCUUACGCACUUGAACUUAGAGCAAAGAACAGAGUGAAGAAUAACAUAGCUCACUGCAGCACUAAAGCAGCUAUCAUGUAUCAUGUAGCUACCUGGGUUCACCAACCAUAUAUAGACACAAAUGUGGAUUUAUUGGUGGAGAGUCUCUUGCAUGAAACAGGGCACAGGUGUUAUCACUGAUACAAACCUGUGAAAAAAAGCAAACCAUAUGUACAAAUGUUGCUGUCAGCAAUGAGGUUGCAGGAACUUGAUAAAGUAAUUAAAAAUCAAGCAAGUUAUUGAAGUGUGUAAUUCAUUACACCAGCACCACAUGCAUGCCCUUACAGGAAGGACGGAUGUUGUCAGUGACCUCUCAAGAAGAUAUCUACAGUUACAUUUCAGUGUUCUGUUACCCUAAUUUAUAUUAAAUGUCAAGGAUAUAGAAAAAUUACAGACAUCUGGAUAGACUGGGAAACUGG
Messenger RNA from Cryptotermes secundus, 992 nucleotides. RefSeq names its product cyclin-dependent kinase 2-interacting protein. The transcript has 5 exons. The record is from RefSeq and is a predicted model, not a curated record. Bases 4 to 714 code for a protein of 236 amino acids. NCBI's taxonomy places the organism in Eukaryota, Metazoa, Arthropoda, Insecta, Blattodea, Kalotermitidae.